AUGGCGUCCAAGUUAGAGGAGGAUCUGAGCUGUCCGGUCUGCCUGGACAUCUUUAAACAUCCCGUCAUGCUGUCCUGCAGCCACAGCUUCUGUAGAGAGUGUGUGGAGAAGAGCUGGAAGGAGAAGAAGGACAAGGAGUGUCCCAUCUGUAAGAAGAGACACUCAAAGGGAUUAUUUUCUCCAGUUUGUGCUUUGAAGAAUCUGUGUGAGACUUUUCUGCAGGGGAGAAAACGAAGAGCUUCAGAGGAUCUCUGCAGUCUGCAUCAGGAGGAGCUCAAACUCUUCUGUCUGGACCAUCAGGAGCCGGUGUGUCUCAUCUGCAGAGAUUCAGAAAAACACGAUGAGCACCAAUUCACACCCAUUGAUGAAGCUGUUCAACAACACAAGAAGAACCUUGAGGAAACUCUGCAGCCCUUAAAGAAGAAGUUAGAGGCUCUUAAAGACGUUAAAGUGAAGUUUGAUCAAACAGAAGCUCACAUGGAGGUCCAGGCCCAACACACAGAGAGGCAGAUUAAGGAGCAGUUCAAGAAGCUUCAUCACUUUCUAGCAGAGGAAGAGGAGGCCAGGCUGCGUGCACUGAGGGAGGAAGAGGAGCAGAAGAGACAGAGGAUGAAGGAGCAGAUGGAGGCUCUGAGAGCACAGAUAGCAGAUCUUUCACAGACAGUCAGAGCCACAGAGGACCAGCUGACGGCCCAAGAUGUCUCCUUCCUGAAAAACUACAAGGCUGCAGUGGAGGGAGUCCAGCAGCGCCCCCUGCUGGAGGAGCCACAGCUGCCCUCAGGAGCUCUGAUAGACCAGGCCAAACACCUGGGCAACCUGGGCUUCAAGAUCUGGACCAAGAUGAAGGACGUGGUCUCCUACACACCCGUCAUUCUAGACCCAAACACUGCUGGAUUAGGAAUCAUCCUGUCUGAUGAUCUGACAGCUGUGAGAGGAGGAGAGAAACAGCAGCUUCCUGAUAAUCCAGAGAGGAUUGUUUGGCCCCCCUCUGUCCUGGGCUGUCAGGGCUUUAACUCAGGGACUCACAGAUGGGACAUUGACGUCAGGGACUCUACAUACUGGUUCCUGGGAGUGUUACCAGAGUCUGCUGAGAGGAAGGGAUACAUAUUGUCUAGAGUUUGGGCAGUACGGUUCUGUUUUGAUUCUCCCAGAGAAGAUCUCUGUGAGCGUGGAACCAAACUAAACAAACAUGAUGUUAUGAUGGCAUUUGAUCCAGUCACUUCUGAUAUUUGACUACAGAAACUUUCCUUUCAUGGUUUACAGUCAACAAAUCUAUGAUGGAUCUAUGAUGGACAUGUUUACUAAGCCACAAACAGAAAAGCUCACAAUUGCUGUGUUGUAAUUGUAGGCUGUUAGAUUUCAUGCUGCUCAUUUUUUACAAGAAGUUUGUGGCAAAUUCAUGACACCUGAUUGAAGAGAAGAAGUCAGUGGGGGUUGAUCUGGGGGGAUUGAUCCAUUGAUCACCUGUAGAGAACAGGUAGCGGCUAUUAUUUGACUUUUCAUGGAUGAUUUCUGAGAUGUGCUGCUGUCUCAGCACUUUCAUUUCUUUAUUGUAGCUGCUAAGUGUA
Cheilinus undulatus (humphead wrasse) is the source of this 1568-nucleotide messenger RNA. Its product is annotated as nuclear factor 7, brain-like. Bases 1 to 1233 code for a protein of 410 amino acids. Gene Ontology annotation, molecular function: zinc ion binding. The transcript is spliced from 2 exons. The record is from RefSeq and is a predicted model, not a curated record. Lineage: Eukaryota; Metazoa; Chordata; Actinopteri; Labriformes; Labridae.